Molecule: messenger RNA, 1529 nt
Organism: Arabidopsis arenosa
Lineage: Eukaryota; Viridiplantae; Streptophyta; Magnoliopsida; Brassicales; Brassicaceae
Source: the annotation of a GenBank genome assembly
UAUUGCGUUUCCACCAAGCUUGAUGCCGCCGGCGGCUUCUCCAAGCCGUCGUGAGGGGUUAGUGAUGCCGGAGAAUGGAGAGGCGUCUCCGGUGAUUGCAGAGAGUCAUGUUUCAGAGUUUCCAGUGUUGAAAAGGGCGGAGGAAGGAGUGGUUUCGAAGCAGGGUUUAAGGGAAAGUGGAUCAGAAAAGUUGCAGGAAGUGUCUUCCUCAAAUCAGAAUAGCAAGAGGUCGUUUCUCCAAGUUGUGCAGAAGCGUUCUUUUACUCAGCAAAAGGUUGUGGUUUCAGAGGUUGAUGGAUGUAAGCGAGUAGUCGUACCAAAGGAGGUGUUUGUUGGUGCAAAACCUAUUUGGGAAGACUUUCUGAUCGGGAAGUUUUUGAAUGAAAAGGCACCACACGUCGGGAAGAUUCACAUGAUAGUGAACAAGAUCUGGCGACUUGGUGACCGAACCUCUUUAAUUGAUGUCUAUGCGGUGAAUGAUUCAACAGUCAAGUUCCGUAUUCGUAAUGAAGGAAUGCGGCACAGAAUUCUUAACAGAGGCAUGUGGAAUAUUAUGGAUAUCCCUAUGAUUGUUUCGAAAUGGACGCCGUUCGCGGAAGAGACUCAACCAGCUAUGAAAUCUAUUCCUCUUUGGGUUACCUUAGAGAAUGUUCCACCAACCUUGUUUACAGAUAAAGGAUUGGAGUUCUUGGCUAGUGCAGUGGGGAAGCCCAUUAGGCUACAUCCUAAAACAGAGGCUUGCACAAGUUUUGAUGAGGCUCAAUUUUUGGUGAAAGCAGAUUUGACUAAAGAACUCCCAUCAGAAUACAUCUUCACGGGUGAGGAGGAAGGUGAAUUGGAGUCAACCAUAAAGUAUUCAUACCCAUGGCUGCCUCCACGCUGUUCCUGUUGCAAGAAAUGGGGGCAUCUACGUGCUACUUGUUUGUCUGUCCAAGUGGUAGAAGAGAAGGAUACACAAAGUUCAGACUCUCCUCCCAAGAUUGCCGAGGAAACUGGUACAAAAAGCACGCAGUCGCCGAAUGUUGCAGUCCCCGUUUCAGAGAAUCAGACACAUGCGGAGACGUCGGAGAAUGUUGAAAAAGUGACGAUAGAGGACGAGGUGGAAGGUUGGAUUACUCCUAAAUCAGGACGAAGUAGUCCGGGUAAAGGGCAGAAAACUCUACAAUAUGGUGAAGUCUCUAUAUUAUCAAAUGCAUACUCUGUUUUAGAGGAAAAAGAAGAUGAAACAGAGGAGAAGCAAACAGGGGAUCCGCAAGGUGAAAGCACUGCUAAUGCUCCUGAUCAAGUUGAGACUCAAUUACCUGUUACUACUCAAGAGGCAGUCGCUAAGGGUCGAAACCAGAAGGAGACGACGCUGCGACCAUCUCUACCAAGACAUUCAAAAACGGCACACAAAGCUCUAUCUCACCUUCAAGCUCCAUCAACUAGAGACCCCUCUAGAGAUUUGAGUAAGAAGAAUCCCCCAAAAUUGAAUUAAUGUCUGGGUUCUUUUGGAAUGUGCGCGGUUUAAAUAAAUCUUCUAAACAUUC